AUGAGUUCUUCAAGUUCAUCAAGAAGAGAACCCGGUGUUUUCUGUCUUUGCGGUAAGGUUGCUCGUCUACAAACUUCAUGGACUGAUGCCAACUCAGGAAGGAGGUGCGUAGAUUGUGCCGAAAAUGCUCGUCGCUUCUGGAAUUUGUUUGACCCUCCAAUGUGUGCAAGAUUAAAAGAUAUAAUCCUUGGUUUGUUGCGUAAAAUAAACCGGUUAGAAGCUGCAACAAAUCGCGAAUAUGUCAAACCUGCAAGUGACCUUCAUGAGAAGGAGAGGUACUUGAAAAAGAUGAAGAAACUGGAAAAAGAAAAUGCACGUCUGAAGCAGAAGAACAGAUAUUUACUAGUUUUAAUUGCUGGCUACCUGUACGACCUCCACUUGACACCAAAACUUGAUGAGUUUUUAAUCAAUUGUUUGCUUGAUGAGAAGUUUUGUGGUCACUAUGUUCCUAUUGCAGCUAGUAAUGAGGUCAUCACUGAUACUACGAAAGCCAUAAAUUCGUAUUUUCGUAAGAGCUUCACAAUCGAGUACAUAAGAAGCGGCGUUGGUAAUUUAGCCAAACGACAUGAGGUUUUAACAUCCCUUAAAGUCAAGGCUGGUGUGCAAUACGACGCGCCCAAAACAAGUUUCAUUGUUCAGACAAGACUUGGAAUGCAAAAUAAUGGCCGCGACAAAGGUGUUCAAAUCAUAGAUGUGGAGGACUACACACCAAAGCAUGCCCCUGUGAGUAGGUUAGUUCCGUACCCUGUUCGGACGGACAUCUCACGUAAAAAGCAACCACCACAUCUGGCCUUCUAUAUAGGUAGCAGUUCAAAGCCCCGUAAACAAGAGCAUUCCAUACAUAGUCAAACUGGGUCAACAGAUGGAUCUGUCAACCAGCUGACAUACUCCACUCAGAGUCGUGCGGAUGAAGUGGAACCAAAUUCUUCGUCCACUGCAUGUUCUGCCACCCCUAUGGAUUUCACCCCUGAUUGGCUGUGGUACUAG
Molecule: messenger RNA, 987 nt
Organism: Striga asiatica
Lineage: Eukaryota; Viridiplantae; Streptophyta; Magnoliopsida; Lamiales; Orobanchaceae
Source: the annotation of a GenBank genome assembly